Messenger RNA from Ordospora colligata OC4, 462 nucleotides. RefSeq lists its product as uncharacterized. The coding region runs from base 1 to 462 and encodes 153 amino acids. The record is from RefSeq and is a predicted model, not a curated record. The transcript has a single exon. Lineage: Eukaryota; Fungi; Microsporidia; Ordosporidae.
AUGGAAAGGGUGUUCCAGAGAAUAAACGAGCUUCUGAAAAAUCCCAGGCUGGAAGACUUGACUGCUGCUUUUGAAGACGACGGAUACAUAAGAAUGAAUAGAGUGUACAUAUCACCGUUUUCAAUAAAACAGCUGUUGAUAAAGUUGGUGGGGAUGGGCCUGGUUUCAUGGCAAAUGAAUUCAAACGGACUGUUUUUCCAGUUUAGAACAUUCCGCCUGAAAUUCCAUGGAUCAGUGAAUGUAGUGAUGAGACAGAGGAUAUUCUGUAUAGAGAUUGAUUUUGAUCCCAGUAUUGAUGGCGGAGCAGGCAUUCCUGUGCUUAAGGAGCUCGAAAGCUAUCUGAAAGGAUGUGAUGCACUUUUUUUCAUGACUUAUGCAAUUGACAUUGACAAAGAGAUUCUCCAGAAUCCUCUUUCGGAGAGCUUCGACUUUUUGCACAGGAAGAGCUUUGUGAAGAAGUAA